Messenger RNA from Ascoidea rubescens DSM 1968, 462 nucleotides. RefSeq names its product Mdj2p (gene MDJ2). Gene Ontology annotation, molecular function: ATPase activator activity. NCBI's taxonomy places the organism in Eukaryota, Fungi, Ascomycota, Saccharomycetes, Ascoideales, Ascoideaceae. The record is from RefSeq and is a predicted model, not a curated record. Gene Ontology annotation, cellular component: PAM complex, Tim23 associated import motor. The transcript has 3 exons. Gene Ontology annotation, biological process: protein import into mitochondrial matrix. Bases 1 to 462 code for a protein of 153 amino acids.
AUGGUGGUGCCACUAGUUAUAGGUGUAGUGAUAACUUGUGCUGCUAUCACUGGCAAAGCAACAAUAAGAGCAAUGGAAAGAUAUGCCAAAUUGACUCCAAUAGAUAUAGCAAGACUUAAUAACAUAAAACUAGUGUUUGAUGAUCCUAAAAAACAGAAAAAUUCCUUUGCUGAUCGAAGUGAUAUGUUUAAAGAUGUGAAAAUAGAUCUGGAUCUACUAAAAAGGUUCAAAAAUCCUCCUUAUUCUGGUGGGUUUGAUUCAAGAAUGACAGAAAAUGAAGCAUUGUUGAUAUUGGAUAUCUCAAGGUCAGAAAUUCUUUCAUUGGAUAAGAAUAUGCUAAAGGCCAAACAUCGAAAGUGCAUUAUAAAAAACCAUCCGGAUAGAGGUGGUAGUCCAUAUUUAGCAACAAAAAUAAAUCAAGCUAAAGAUUUAUUGGAAAAGAGUUAUUUCAUGAAUAAGUGA